Molecule: messenger RNA, 3789 nt
Organism: Myodes glareolus (Bank vole)
Lineage: Eukaryota; Metazoa; Chordata; Mammalia; Rodentia; Cricetidae
Gene: Lrrc71
Product: leucine rich repeat containing 71
Molecular function (GO): protein binding
Source: RefSeq, a predicted model, not a curated record
GAGCCGCAUCAGUGCUUGAAAUGCUGGGGUCCAUGUGGUAGCACAUAAUGAGGUAUCAGGCUAGAGGAAGCAGAACUUCAAAGGGGCCCAGGAUAACAAAAUGGCGAGGAUGUGACCUCCUGGAUCAAAUCAUUACCAGACUGAGCCUCCGGUCCUCCAGUAAGCUGCACAGAGGAGAACAUUCAGUAUCAGCCUGAGCGGCUUGCUUGGGCCAUUACCACUAGGGCCUCUCUAGAGAAUGGAUCUGAACCCCAUUUCUGAGUGUCCUCCACUCCCCACAUCUCCAUGAGUAGGGACUCUUUAGGUGCUCGCUCACUCUGCCCUACGUGGAUCCUGUGCUGCUUGAGUCCAACAGUACCAAACCACGCCCACUCGUUCCAGCCCAGGGCAAACAGGCACGCGCAGUCUUUGCCCGUUGCUCUGGUCACAGCCCCACCCACCCAGACUCGUUGUCCUGGAGAGGGACUCGCACAGAUCCUGCAGUUGCUGGCCAACUGGGUCUGGUGAGUGGCGAUCUUCAGGGUGAGGCCCACAGAGUCCUGUCUCAUCUUGCCUCUCACUCAAGGGGUCCAGAAUCACCAGAAUGUCAAAUGAGCCGAGUGCUACGGGGACCUCACCUAGGACACCACGUCCCGGGGCCCAAAAAUCAUCCGGUGCGGUAACCAAGAAGGGGGACCGGGCUGCUAAAGAGAAGGCAGCAACUGCCCUGCCUCCAGUGGGUGAGGAGGAGCCAAAAAAUCCCGAGGAAUACCAGUGCUCCGGGAUCCUGGAGACAGACUUCGCCGAGCUCUGCGCACGGUCAGGCUACACGGACUUUCCCAAAGUUGUCACCCGGCCACGGCCCCAUCAGAACUUUGUCCCUUCUGCCUCCAUGUCAGAAAAACCCACCCAAGAGGACCAGCGGCUAUCAGCAUCCUGUAGCCAGAACAGCAUGGAGAGCAAAUACGUGUUCUUUCGGCCGACCAUUCAGGUGGAGAUGGAGCCGGAGGACAGCAAGGCAGUGAAAGAGGUCUACAUCCGGGGUUGGAAAGUUGAGGAUCGGAUUCUGGGUAUCCUCUCCAAAUGUCUGCCCUCCCUCAGCCAGCUGCAAGCCAUCAACUUGUGGAAGGUGGGGCUGACGGAUAAGACCCUGACCACGUUCAUCGCCCUUUUGCCUCUCUGUUCCUCCACACUCAGGAAGGUAUCUCUGGAAGGGAACCCACUACCGGAGCAGUCCUAUUACAAGCUCAUGGGCCUGGACAGCACGAUUGCUCACUUGUCUCUGAGGAAUAACAACAUCGAUGACCAUGGGGCACAGCUCCUAGGCCAGGCACUGUCCACACUGCACAACAGCAACCGGACCCUUGUUUCACUGAAUCUGGGAUUCAACCACAUCGGAGACGAGGGUGCAGGCUACAUUGCGGAUGGCCUGAGGCUGAAUCGCUCUCUCCUCUGGUUGUCCCUGGCACACAAUCGUAUUCAAGACAAGGGAGCACUGAAGCUGGCCGAGGUCCUGCGCCCCUUUGAGCUGACCCACAGGGAGGUGGUGGAGCGGAGGCGCCUGCUGCUGGAGAAAGGAUCGCAGGAGCGGUCACGAUCGCCUUCCUCCUCCCGACAUGGAGACUCCAAAACGGAGCGUGAGAAGUCUCAGACGAUGGGGAUCAGCAGUGCUGCUUUGGCGGACAAGCCAGAAAAGAUGCAGACAGUGAAAACACCUAAGGGCCUGGGCAAGAAAAAGGAGAAGUCAGGGGAAGUUGUAAAGAAGGAAGAGAAGUCGGGCCCCGGGCAGUCACCCACACAAGGAACCCCUAAGAAAGAAGAUGCCACGAAGGCAAGCAAGGGGAAGGUCACCAUCCCCGAGCAGAAGAUGACCAAGGGAAAAGGGCCCAAGACGGGGAGCAAAGAGAAGCGCAGCAUCCUCCUGGAGUCCGAGCAGCUGGUUGUUGAAGCUACAGAGAUGGUCAACCCUCUCCUGGAGCCUGUGGAGCACCGAGAUGGGAAAGUUUUCAUGCCUGGGAACAAGGUCCUUUUGCACCUCAACCUCCUCCGAAACCGAAUUACAGAGGUGGGGUUGGAAGGUUUCCUUACUGCUGUGCAAUACCAGGUUCAGUUCUCCAAGCCCAAGACUUCAUCCAAGGGUCCCUUGGGGCUGCUGUGGCUAUCCCUGGCGAAAAACUGCUUUGACCCACAGUGUCCAACAUACACCAUGAUUCAGGAACUGAUGCUGCCAAGGGACCCUGUGAAGGCCAAGGUCAGGGAGGAGGAGGCCACAGCUACCUAGGCUUCCCAUGGGAGACACCUUGGACCAGUAACAGCCUAUUGCUGUGCUAUUCUUUGAAAAUCACUUCAGAACUGUUGGGAACAUUUGGGCUCCCGAGUCUGUUCAUAUUGCCAUGGCAGAGUGGUGGCCUGAAUCACACGAUAUCUGUUGGGGGGAUGAACUGAGCUCCUGGCUACAAAGCCGGGGCCCUUGUUCCACCUCCCGAGUGUCCCAUGCUUUGCAGCUGAGGGUAGGUUAUGAGAGCCGUGUUCCUUUGGGUGAAGUAACCAGCAGCAUCCCCUAGCCCAUCUCCGCCAGCAUGCACACAGCUGAUGAUGGAGUCAGCACAACGGAUGAAGGGAACAAGCUGGGAACUAGGACCCACCCCCAGCACUCCAACCCAUGUGUCUGCCUGGCUAGUGAGACAAAUGCACUCUGGAGAGGGUAUUGUAGCCAUAUUUGCAUAGCAAAGGCCAGACAUUAGACAUGGCAGGUCAGCAACUUGAAAUCAUGGACAUCCAGAGUUGGGACUGCCAGGCUGCCUCUAAAUUUUGGAGAGCCCAUGCUAACCUAUAGGGAAUCUCCAACCGAGGUAAAGAGGACAUCUCUUUCAUCUCCUGGCCUCUGCCUGCCAACCUGCUGCUUCAGCACUGGCUGCUGAGUGGCUCCAGGGACAUCUAUCUCCCAUUGCUCUGAGUCCCAGCACUGAUCAUCCAUGAUGGCUUCUCCAGUUACACCUGCCAGGUCCUCUACAGCUCUGGCUAGUCCUGACAUAUGGGAAGGAGAGGGAUGAGGGAAGUGAGGUGACCCCUCUUCAUGCUUUGCAGCUGAGGGUAGGUUAUGAGAGCCCUGUUCCUUUGGGUGAAGUAACCACAAUGUCUUUUUUUGGGCCAAGGUCAUUUGUCCAACCUCUUUUGAGAAGGCACACACCUGGAACUUUGGGAGAGGUGACCUGGUGUGGGAUGCUGUGGCAGGGGCUCUUCUGGCUCCCUCUACCCAUUCUUGACCAGUCACAACCAACAUACCCUAUAUCAGUCUAAGAAUCAUACAGCCACAAUGGAAGAAUAUUUAACCUUUCUUUAAAAAAACUUAACCAUGAAAGGAAGAAAAUAAGAGUAUACAUUAUUUUAACAGCAAAACAGUCAUUUCCAUAUCCAUAUUUUAUAUAUUAUAUAUAUUUAUAUAUAUGUAUAUAUACACCUAGCACAGUGUGUAUGUUCAUCAGUGGGGAGUGGAGUGGGAGCAUGGCAAUGAGCCAAUGUUGCUGUGGCCCCCGGGGAAGGGUUCUGAAUUAACUCGAACUCUGCUUUCUUAGGGUCUGUUUUGAGCUCCUUAUCGUACCUGCUGUAUCUGUUUCUAUGGGGCAAAUAGGGAAGGGGUGAGCAUGAGUGAGGCAAGAUGCUCCCCACAGGCUCAUCUCCUGACAACGGAAGGUCCUGGAGCUUAACAGUGCUGGAAGAACUCCCAGCCUGUGGAACACAGACAGUCACCACCCUGAGCUGGGCUGCUGACUGGCUCUCAUCUUACCGGUCUCUGACGGGUUGAGCAUG